GGUCGAGGACGCAGCAGUUGCAGUUCAGCAGUGGGCGGGGAAAGACGUCGGUGCUCCCGCAGCACGACACAGUCUACCUGUGUCAACACAUCACCCACACCGCCCUCACCCACCACCGCCCUCACCCACCACCCACACCACCCACCACCCACCACCCAAACACUCCACUAGCACUAAGUACAUCCCAACCCAUAACAUGUCAACGGAUAUGAUCUUACCAGCAGACUCAGUCAAUCACUCCCAAUGACGACCUCUGAACACACUUAGAACAUUAAGUGCAUCAGGAGCAGCAGUCUCCUAUCAACUAGACGCACUUGUAACCGCGGCAUGUGUAGUGUGGCGGUGGUGGCGGCGGUGGUGGCGGCGGCGGUGGCGGGGACGGGGACGGGGGGCCACGCCAGCCCCCUCCCUGUGAGGGUGUCUCCCCAAGCCCCCCACCUGGAGAGGCUCCAAGCUGCUCGCGAACUUCUCUCCCACUCACCACUCAUUGACGGACACAAUGACCUGGCCUGGAACGUGAGGAUGUUUCUCCACAACAAGCUUCACUCCUUCAACCUCUCCAGUGACCUGACCCAGGAGAGGCCCUGGAUGAACUCUCCCUUCUCCCACACUGACCUUCCUCGCCUCAAGAAGGGACAGGUGGCAGCCCAGUUCUGGUCGGUGUACGUACCGUGCGAGGCGCAGUACCUCAAUACGGUACAGCUGCUCCUGGAACAGAUCGACGUAGUGAAGAGGAUGAUUGCUGCGAGUCCCGCCGACACCACCCUCGUCCGCUCCUCCGCAGGGAUCAUGGAGGAGUUCGAGCGUGGGCGUGUGGCAAGCCUGAUGGGCGUGGAGGGCGGUCAUGGGCUGGCCAGCAGCAUGGGCGUGGUGCGGGCGCUGUAUGAUCUGGGCAUACGCUACGUCACCCUUACCCACAAGUGCCACACCCCUUGGGCGGAGUGCUCAGAGCCGGGCUCCCACCCGCCCAACACCCGCGGCCUCACACCCUACGGCAAGGAGAUGAUCUUGGAGAUGAACCGUGUUGGGAUGCUGGUGGACCUGUCUCACGCCUCGGCCAGGACGGCCCUGGACGUGCUGGCCGCCUCCCGCGCUCCCGUCAUCUUCUCCCACUCCGCCACCCGCGCCCUCUGUCACAUUGACAGGAACCUACCAGAUGACAUCCUCAGUUCCCUGGCCGUGAACGAAGGACUCGUUAUGGUGAGCUUCUACACAGACUUCCUCACCUGCAGUCACUCGGCCACCAUACAGGACGUUGUUGGUCACAUCAACCAGGUGAGGACGAUGGCCGGGGUGGACCACGUUGGUAUUGGUGCCGGCUUCGACGGGAUCAACAGGACGCCGGAGGGACUGGAGGACGUCUCGCGAUACCCUGAACUCUUCGCCGAACUGCUGAAGGAUCCCACCUGGUCCUUGCAGGAUCUGAAGAAGCUGGCUGGCCUCAAUCUCCUGCGAGUCUUCAGGAGAGUGGAACAGGUCCGAGAGGAGCUGGGAGGGGAGAAGCCCUCCGAGGAAAUCAUCCCCAUUCACGACAUCGACGCCCGUUGGCCGUGCAGGUACAAGUUCGCCAGCCUCGACGACGCCCGCACCUGACCGCCCACGCCCUGAUGGCCCACGCUAGGAACGCCCGCGCCCUCAUCGCCCCCGCCCGGUCCGCCUACGCCAUGACAUCCUAAGCCAACAUCCUGACGGUCGGCGCCCUGAUGGUCACGGCCGUAGCCUCCUAUUAGCAUCAGAUUGGCCACACACUUGUAUUGAAAUACCUCGCCCUCGCCUCUCAGUGGCGGGAAACGCAAUCAUUGGUUGUCGAGUGGCGGGAAACACAAUCAUUGGUUGUCGAGUGGCGGGAAACGCAAUCAUUGGUUGUCGAGUGGCGGGAAACGCAAUCAUUGGUUGUCGAGUGGCGGGAAACGCAAUCAUUGGUUGUCGAGUGGCGGGAAACGCAAUCAUUGGUUGUCGAGUGGCGGGAAACGCAAUCAUUGGUUGUCGAGUGGCGGGAAACGCAAUCAUUGGUUGUCGAGUGGCGGGAAACGCAAUCAUUGGUAGUCGAGUGGCGGGAAACACAUUUAUUGGUUGUCGAGUGGCGGGAAACGCAAUCAUUGGUUGUCGAGUGGCGGGAAACACACUUAUUGGUUGUCGAGUGAGAGGAAACGCAAUCAUUGGUUGUCGAGUGGCGGGAAACACAAUCAUUGGCUGCUCAGUAAUUUUUACAGUUUUUCUACAAUAAAUGACUGAUCAAUUACUUUGGAAAAAUAAAAGAAAUUAGGAGUUUAAAGAUAUAAUUAAAGGCUAGGGAAAUAAUUAUGGGUCGGGAAAUAAUUAAUGAUAGGGAAAUAAUUGUCAGGGGAAAAUUAUGGAUAUGGAGAUCAAUUUAUAUGAUACACAUCCCCAGCGUCUUGUGGUGAGCCGCCUGGUGUAACCAUUGUGUACUGCACAUGCACACUGUACACACACACACGUACUGCAGCAAUACGGUGUACAUUUAAGUACACACACCGUGUACGUUAAGGAAUUAUGGUCACACGUAUGUACACUUCGUCUCCACCUUACUCACACACACCCUCUCUAUCACCUCCUGAACCUUCCCACACACCGCGGGCUCACCACUCACCGCGGGCUCACCACACACCGCGGGCUCACCACUCACCGCUCGGUCUACACAAGUAGUCAAAAUGCAUACGUUUUGGUGGUAAUUUAGGUUCUGAGCAUUUAACAUGAUGGUGUUGUAGCGUGUUCAUCCCCAUUGGUGCCACACCCUCCCCUGGCCACACCCUCCCCUGGCCACACCCUCUCCUGGCCACACCCUCUCCUGGCUACACCCUCCCCU
Messenger RNA from Procambarus clarkii (red swamp crayfish), 2827 nucleotides. The record is from RefSeq and is a predicted model, not a curated record. Lineage: Eukaryota; Metazoa; Arthropoda; Malacostraca; Decapoda; Cambaridae.